Molecule: messenger RNA, 2252 nt
Organism: Octopus bimaculoides (California two-spot octopus)
Lineage: Eukaryota; Metazoa; Mollusca; Cephalopoda; Octopoda; Octopodidae
Product: adenosine receptor A3-like
Biological process (GO): G protein-coupled receptor signaling pathway
Cellular component (GO): membrane
Molecular function (GO): G protein-coupled receptor activity
Source: RefSeq, a predicted model, not a curated record
GUAAUAUUUUAUUCAUCUCUAUGGAGACCAAACUCUAACAAUAUAGAACCAGAGGUUUUUGUAAAGGAUAUUUUGCUAGAAAGUGCGAGUGUGUGCGAGAAAAACGCUGCUAUCAUUGUACAGAAUAACUAACUUGGAUAUAUCUACUUCUUCUAAAACCAGAAGGAAAGAAGAGGUUGCUUAACAUUUCCGGCAACAAUGAUAAAAUAUGAAGAAAUUAUUGGAAAUAGUUGUGUGACAUCAAUGAAAAGAAUGAAAUUACAUACAUAUUUACUUAGAAAAAUAAUUGCAAAAAUAGCAAACAUAUAAUAAUAUAUUGCUUAUUUUUCUAAAUAUUAUCUAAAUUGAUUAUCAAGUCAUCAAAAAAUUUUUUCCUACAUCUUGUGCAACAAAAUAUUGUUGGUUUUUGAAAUUUAUUAGUAACCAAUAUCAAUAAAUAUUGUAUGAUACCUUUGUAACUGCUUAUUGUCACAUGCAGUAUAUUCAGAUAUAUAUUCAUUCUACAAAAUGAUAUUCAGAACCAAAUCUGUGCUGCUCCUAAAAUAAUAUCUCUUUACCUUUUUGCUGCUGUAGCACAAAUAUUCUUUAUCUACAACACAUCUUCAGUCAACCAACCGGCAUCCAAUCAACAAUAUUAUUCCAAUUGGUAAAUUAAUAAUAAAAUAUCAAUAAUAAUGAACGUUUUCAACUGUUGUAUUGAAAAUAAAUUCCCUUUUUAUAAGGUGAUUAAGAAUCGCCUGCUAAAUAAUGCAAAAGAUACUCUGAAAUCUACCUGAAAAAUCAUAUUUUUAACUUGGAAUACAAUUUUCACAGUUUCUCUUCCAAAUUGUCGAUCUACAUCUAUAAAGUUUGAUAUAUGCAGAAAACAUUGAUUGAUUAAUAUUUUAUUCAGAUUUUAUUCAAGACAACAUAUUUUUGUUGUUCAAUUUAUUUCUUAGCUCUCUCUCUCUCUUUCUGCUACUUCCUAACUUCGUGCGCGUGCGCGCACACGCCUAUACACUCUCACACAAACACAUGCUCACGCACAUACACACAAACACAUAUAUAUGUAUGCAUAUCUAUAUUUCUCUCUUUUGCUGUUAUUGUUGCUCUUAUUGUUGUUGUUGAUAAAAAUUUAAGCAUUAUAACUGAUUUUUAACUGAUUGCUUUGUGAAUGGAUAACCUAACCAUGGAAGAAGUGAACUCCGACAGCUCGUGUGACUUUGCACGUUGCUGGACUGUUGCCCUUCAAGUCACCUUAUUGGGAUUAAUCUCAGCUGUGGGCACAUUCAGCAACUCUUUAGUCAUCCUGGCUAUAUUUUUGUUUGAUGAACUUCGAACCAAAGCAAAGUCUUUUGUAUGUAAUUUAGCUGUCGCUGAUCUGAUUUUGUGCCUCUUCGUAAUUCCUCUACGUACAAUGAUGAUGUUUGCCAGACAACCUUUUGGCUUAUGUCAUGUAACGGUGGUAGCACAAGCCACAUUCGUCUAUACUUCAAUAAAUACACUAGCUGCCAUUUCAUAUAAUCGUUUUGUAUUGACGAUGAAGACACGGUCUCAGUACGAGAACACUUUUACUAAACGUAACGUGUUCCUCAUUUUAUCAACAGUUUGGUGUUUGGCUUUUGGUGCUUCCUUCAUGGCUGUCAUGUGGACUGGAGCACUUAAUGUCACCUAUGACAACAAGACACGGGCAUGUGUGUUUUUGAGAGGAAAUGCAACAAUUUCAGCCCUUCUGAUGGUGCCACUAUCAUUACUCUUUUCACCAUUGUUAUUAACUCUUUAUUUCUAUGCCCGUAUUUUUUACUAUGCUCGUCACUCCGCUGUGUCAGUAACUGGCCAUCGCCCAGAUGACAUUAGUUUCACUUACAAAUUGUGUUGCAUCACCAUUCUUUUCGGAAUUUUAAACUUCCCAGCUUGCAUUUUGGCUGUAGUACAGGUAUUUAGUAGUCCGGAUGCAAAUGAAGUUUUGAUUCGUUUUUCCAUCAUCAUCCAGCUACUUAAUUCUGCUGUCAACCCAGUUAUAUAUGGGUGGAAAGUGCCAAAAUUUCGAAAUGCGUUUAUUCGUAUGUUACGCUUGAAUACUUGUUUCAAAAGGGCCACAGUGCAGCCUAUUAAUCACUGACAAGAAUCUCUGUAAAAAUAUAUAAAUGAAAAAAUUAAAAAUUUAAAAAACUGUAAUAUUACAAUUUUAAAAUUAAGUAAUAAAGAAAACUUCCCAGAAAUAUUUUCAGAAAUAUUUGAAAACUAAGAGCAUUCAGGUUAAUAAGAAACUU